Messenger RNA from Portunus trituberculatus (swimming crab), 874 nucleotides. Its product is annotated as alpha-aspartyl dipeptidase-like. The record is from RefSeq and is a predicted model, not a curated record. Bases 130 to 849 code for a protein of 239 amino acids. NCBI's taxonomy places the organism in Eukaryota, Metazoa, Arthropoda, Malacostraca, Decapoda, Portunidae. The transcript is spliced from 7 exons. Gene Ontology annotation, biological process: proteolysis. Gene Ontology annotation, molecular function: serine-type peptidase activity.
UUAAGAUCGAAACUUGCCCCAAAUCUUGAAAUCUUAUCAUUAUUCCUCCUCCUCCUCUUCCGCCUCCUCCUCCUCCUCUUCCUCCUCCUCCUUUAUUUACUUAUUGCCUUUAUAAGUUCGUAAUUCAAGAUGGCGGCGAGAAAUCUGUUGCUUCUGUCCAAUUCAACGGUUCAUGGGAGCGGCUACCUCGAGUGGGCGCAGGAACACAUCAAGGACUUUUUAAUGAGGAGGUCAGUUCGCAGAGUGCUGUUUGUGCCCUAUGCAUUACGGGACAUGGACUCGUACACAGAGAAGGCUGCUAAGAAGUUCACUGCCUGGGGCUUUGAGUUGACCAGCAUCCACCAAGCGUCUGACCCCAUAACAGCUGUUCGUGGAGCCGAGGCAAUAUUUGUAGGCGGCGGUAACACAUUCCAGCUCCUCAAGGCCUUGUACAACCACCAACUACUUGACCCCAUCCGACACAGGGUUCUCAAGGAAGGCGCCCCGUACAUAGGAAGCAGCGCAGGAACCAACGUCGCCACCACCUCCAUCAACACCACCAAUGAUAUGCCAAUCGUUCACCCACCCUCCUUCAACGCACUCUCUCUUGUUCCCAUCAACAUCAACCCCCAUUAUAUUGACGCUAACCCCGCCAAUACACACAUGGGGGAGACGCGUGAGGAGAGGAUAAUGCAAUACCACGAACUCCCUGACGUGCCCCCAGUGCUGGCGUUGCGAGAAGGUUCCUUGUUGAAAGUAGAAGGAGAUUUGGCAACCCUGCAAGGCCUCUAUGCUGCUAGGCUGUUUGUAAGAGGUAAACAGCCAGAGGAGUUUGCAGUCAAUUCAGAUUUGUCCUUCCUUCUCAAGUAAACAACAACUACAACAACUACAACAA